Molecule: messenger RNA, 774 nt
Organism: Zymoseptoria tritici IPO323
Lineage: Eukaryota; Fungi; Ascomycota; Dothideomycetes; Mycosphaerellales; Mycosphaerellaceae
Exons: 2
Coding region: 1-774 (257 amino acids)
Biological process (GO): vacuolar proton-transporting V-type ATPase complex assembly
Cellular component (GO): endomembrane system
Source: RefSeq, a predicted model, not a curated record
AUGGUACUGCUCACGACCACGGCGACUGCGAAGAGAGCCAUCGAGGAGUACUGUCGGGUCAACGUAGAGCUCAGGGAGGAAAGCAGGAAGAAUCUUACAAACAUCGAAACAGGCUCCCAUAUCGAGCAUCAACAACUGGUUGACAUCUCGCGAUAUCUGGUUAAACACUGCGCCGAUCCAUCGGGAAUCGCAACGGAAUGGCGACUUGAGACGUUGUUGAAGAGCGCGUCAGUCUACCAGCCGCCUCCGCCACCAAAGCCAGAGCCUACCGCUCAGUACAAGGCUCUCAUGCAGCGUCUGCGCGAACAAGACGAACAACGACAAUACGAGCGCAUGACCAACCCACUCGCGCCAGAGACAUUCGGAGAACACUUUCCCAACGCCACCACAUCUUUCGGACAUGGCAUGACUUCAGAGCCUCACGAAGUAGACGAAGUGACCUACGCCGACGUGAAUCGACAGAUGAUACUGAUCAUCAACGUCCUAGUCUCCAUCAUUUGCACCAGCGUUGCGGUGUGGAUGGCAGCUCGCAGGUGGAGUGUGCCACAGCGACUUGCGUUGUCCUUUUCGAGCAGUACGCUGGUGGCUGUUGCUGAAGUGGCCAUUUACAUGGGCUAUAUCCGACGGAUCCAGGAGUCGAAGACCAAGGAGAAGAAGUUGAUUGAGAAGAAGGAAAUCGUUGACACCUGGGUCAUUGACGCGAAGGCCACUACUACGGGACAGCAAGCCAAACCGAACGACUCGACCCGGAGCAGGAAGGGAAAACACAGGUGA